Messenger RNA from Microstroma glucosiphilum, 3273 nucleotides. RefSeq lists its product as hypothetical. Gene Ontology annotation, cellular component: Ino80 complex. The record is from RefSeq and is a predicted model, not a curated record. The transcript has 3 exons. Lineage: Eukaryota; Fungi; Basidiomycota; Exobasidiomycetes; Microstromatales; Microstromataceae. Bases 69 to 2867 code for a protein of 932 amino acids.
CUUCACACCACACCACAUCUGUCCCUUCCUAGUCGCAUUUCCUCAACAGUCCCCUUCAUCCUUCGUUGAUGGCGAGCGAGGAGAUAACGGCCUCUGCCCCUGCUGGCGGCAGUAGUGCCCCGCCUCCACCGCAAGCAGGGGGAGCAUUGGACAAUCGAAGGUCCACUGCCAUCUCAGCCCAAGACGAGGAGCAGGCCUCACCCGCCCCCAACCAGGCUGCCGAUAGCAGCAUAAUGGGCGAUGAAGAAGACGAAGAGAUCGACCAGCUCGAAGACGAUGACGAAGCUGGCCCCUCGGCCUCUGCCAAUGCUUCAGCAGCUAAAGGAAAACCAAUAGCACGCAGGGCAGAUGGAUCAAUACCUUCUGUCUUGCGCCCGGCUGGUGCCAACACGGCUUCCAGCUCUGCGAUCCGAGCUCAGCCUAGCACCAUUGAUAGAGAUGACUACAUCGAGCAGAUCAACUACACAGAAGAGGAGAUGGCGGCUUUCAAGGUUGAUGAGACGAUCCCUGACAAUGUGAACCCUGGAUCAGCCAAUCUGUACACGAAUGCGUCUGGGGAGAAGCUCUUCCGGAAUACACCCAUCAAGAAGAAUGAUGGAGGGACCAUCCUACGAUCCGAUCUUCAACAUGCUCUGCUCCUCGAGAUCUUCGACGAUACCACUCGCUGCUUCCGCAACCCUCGUCCUGCUCCCGAAGGCGCAUGGACCUACCCGCCUAAGCCAGGAGAGGCUGCUGCUACAGGAGUGUACGAGUACUCGCCAAUGUAUCCCUAUGGACAAUCGAAGGGAGCUGCUCGACGGAGCAAUGAGACUCCAGAGGAGUACGCUGCCUGGGAGAAGCGGUAUCAGGAGUUCUGGAAGAACCCUUACCCUACGCCAGAGGAAGAUCCCGAGAGGAAGGUACCACGCCCCGGACAUCGAAUGCUUACGUUCAAGGAGCUCUACAUGGAGGCGCUGAUGAAUUCGCCAAGGUGUACCAAGGCUGUGAGGGACAAGAUUUGGCAGGAUGAGGAGUAUGCCCAAGACUUUCUGUGUGUGAACUUGCUCAUCAAUAUCGGUAGGAUGAACACGACUUUGGCUUUCUUCGCACAGAUGCAGACCAUUCUGCGAUGCUAUCAUCCUCUGCCAUCCUUGCAAAGGUGUGAGAAUUCUCGCAAGCACAUGCAAGAUGCUCCUCGAAUGAAGUCCCUCCUCAAGUCGGUCCUUCUUCCCUUCGAGAAGGCUUCUACUGGACCUGGAUCCGCUCCAGCCUCCAAGGCUGCGCAAGCAGCAAACAUCGAUGUGGCCAUCCCUGAAUCGGAGCAAAUUGAGCUAGCAGGUACUAUGGAAGAGGUUGUACAGCGUUUCAGAGAUGGUCGCGUCCCCUCUACAAGCGUAGUCAACCUGAUCUUCUUGUUUCAACAAGAGGCUCCGCAUCUGUCUACGCUACAUUUCAGCCAGCCACACGACAUGUUCUCCAUAUUCUUCCCUCACAAAGACUACCCGAUCCCAGCAAGACAGAGAGCCAGGGCUUUCCUGUGGAUCGUCUGGCAUUACCUCGAAGGCGGAGCAGUCCUACCCCCUGGCAAUGAAAAGGCAGUUCAGAAUCCUUUCGCAGACGAACAAGCUGCUGCGUCUAUGCAGCGAGCCCGCAGUAAGUGGGACUCGCUCGAUGAGGCCCAAAGGAAGAAGUGUACACUCGGCGGCCGAGGCACCAUCUGGCAAGGCGUAAGAAACAAGGACGUUGCCGAGAAGACGGCUACCAUCAGCAGUGCUACGGAUCUCUUCUCGAAAGAAGGAGCGGGCGGCGAUGUUGCCGCCUCUCAGCCAGCCACGUCCAAGGCAGCCUCGCCUUCGCCCGGUCCCGGUGCCGGUCCUGCCGACGUCCUCGACACCGAGAAGAACGAGCCCUACACACAUCGUAUCCUGGCUCCCGCCUUCUCGGGCACGACGCUCGAGGAGAUUCGAAAGGAGAAUGUGGACCUACCAAACGAAAUCGAGUGGGGACGUACACAGGCUCACGAAAGGCGAGUCUUUAUGGUGCGCGCUGCCCUCGAAGAAAAGGAGAAAGCCGAAGCCGAGGCUCGUGGCGAGCCUAUACCCGCCCACCUUGGCGGUAAAGGCAAGGGCAAAGGAAAGAGGAGGAGCAGAGGUGGAGCAGCGGCUGCAGCGGCUGCUUCUGCUGCUGCCGAGGAUGCGCGAGCCAGAAUCAAGAUGAGGGCUGCUGCGAAGCGUAGGCUGGAGGAGGAAGAGUCUGCCGCCAGCGGUGGUGGGAAGAACAGGAGAAUCUCGAUGUCGCCCUCGGGCGUGGAUGACGAGCUGAUGCAAACCAUCGGAGACUACGACGAUGAUGACGAUGACGGUCCAACGGCAGCAGGAGGCAUGGGCGCAGGCGCAGGCGCGAGGGGAAGCAGCGCCGGCAGCCCCUUUACGAUGCUUGGCGAUCGUGGCAUGGGAAUUCCUUCCGUCUUCUCUGGCGCAACCAUCAACAGCGUGAUGCCCAACUUCCGCCGUGCCCUCAACGAAUCCGACCUCACCCUCUUCAAUCCCUCCAACGCCGCCGCAAUGGGAGCCAACGGAGAGCAGAACCAUCUCUCUCGCCUAGCCUGGAAUCGUAUCCUACAACGCGCCGUAAGAGGUCAAGGAGACGCAUGCUAUGAUUCAGAUGAAGAAGAGGCGGCCAUGGACGAGAGGGAGAGAUGUGGUGAAAUGUUUGGAGGUGAGCUGGGUAGGAUUUUGGGCUGUGUUUGGAAAGAAGGAAGGAGGAUUGGUACCAGGCCUGCUUUGCCAGAAGGAGGAGGGGCAGCAGGAGGUGGUGGAGGCGAGGCUAAGCCGAGGGCGGUACCUGAUCCGUACGCGAGAAGUGCAGAGGUCGUCUCUCAGCAGUGAUGGUGGCUACACUGUCUCAUGUAGAAAGAUUUCGACAAUGUCAUACAGUCGCUGGAGGAGCCAGAGCCAAUCGAAGAGACAAAAGAUAGAUGAAGGUGACGCUGACUGGAGUGGUUCUACUAUGUACAUGCUCGACGAUCAUCAACGACCUUUGCUUCAUUUGAGAACUCCGGCUCUUCCUGGACUCGAUCGUGGUAAGGUAGUAUCGUGUUUGAUUCGUGCGUUUCGGCUCGGUCCGACUCGACUUGGUAGGGUAUAGUAUCACUUUGCUUUCCCCUUGUCCUUCUUCGUGCUCUUUCCCUCCUCACCUUCCUCAGGAUCAUCAUCGUCAUCUUCCUGACCACCGCCGGCAUCACCACCACUACCACUUCUCUUCGACUUCUUCUGAUCCUUAAUGGUCUGCUUC